This is a messenger RNA of Solanum dulcamara, 1842 nucleotides long. RefSeq names its product cytochrome P450 CYP72A219-like. Gene Ontology annotation, molecular function: heme binding; oxidoreductase activity, acting on paired donors, with incorporation or reduction of molecular oxygen; monooxygenase activity. NCBI's taxonomy places the organism in Eukaryota, Viridiplantae, Streptophyta, Magnoliopsida, Solanales, Solanaceae. The coding region runs from base 95 to 1654 and encodes 519 amino acids. The transcript is spliced from 5 exons. The record is from RefSeq and is a predicted model, not a curated record.
ACUGAUGACGACAUCAUUUUGUUACUUCCAACAAACAUGCUAGAUGUUUUUAAGUGUAAGAAGCUAGACCUAAUUUUUACUCAGAAAAACAAAAAUGGACACAAUUGAAAUGAUAGUAACAAUAUGUUGUUGUGCCAUAGCAAUUACUUUGUUUGUGUGUUUAUGGAAAGUACUGAAUUGGGUUUGGUUCAAUCCAAAGAAGUUGGAGAAAUUGUUGAGGAAACAAGGGCUAAAAGGAAAUUCAUACAGAUUAUUGUAUGGGGACAUGAAAGAUCUUACUGGGAUGAUUAUGGAAGCUAAUUCAAAGCCUAUGAAUCUGUCUGAUCAUGAUUUAGCACCAAGAAUGGUGCCUUUUUUUCUUGAAACCAUCAAGAAAUAUGGGAAAAAAUCUUUUAUAUGGAUGGGUCCAAGACCACAAGUAUUGAUCAUGGACCCUGAGCUUAUAAAGGAAGUAUUCACGAAAACCUAUUUGUAUCAAAAGCCUCAUGGAAAUCCAUUAGGCACCUUAUUUGUACAAGGAUUAGUAAGCUAUGAGAAAGACAAAUGGGCAAAACAUAGAAAAAUCAUCAAUCCCGCCUUCCAUCUAGAGAAGUUAAAGCAUAUGCUUCCAGCUUUUUACUUGAGCUGCAGUGAGAUGCUGAGCAAAUGGGAAGACGACGUUUCAGUUGAAGGCUCUCAUGAGAUAGAUGUAUGGCAUCACCUGCAGCAAUUGACUUGUGAUGUUAUCUCUCGGACAGCUUUUGGCAGUAGUUACGAAGAAGGUAGAAAGAUAUUUGAACUUCAAAAGGAACAAGCUCAGCAUUUUCUCGAAGCUAUACGCUCAGUUUAUAUCCCAGGAUGGAGAUUUUUGCCAACGAAGAGGAACAGAAGAAUGAAGGAAAUAAAACAGGAUGUUCGGUCCUUGAUUAGAGGUAUUAUUGAUAAAAGAUUGAAGGCAAUGGAAGCUGAGGAGGCCGAUAAUGAGGAUCUAUUGGGCAUAUUGCUGGAAUCAAAUUUUAAAGAAAUUGAACAGCAGGGAAGCAAGGACUUUGGAAUGAGCAUCGAAGAAGUCAUUGAAGAAUGCAAGCUAUUCUAUUUUGCUGGCGCAGAAACGACAUCGGUGUGGCUCCUAUGGACUCUGGUGUUGUUGAGCAGAUAUCAAGAUUGGCAGGCACAGGCUAGAGAAGAAGUCUUGCAAGUCUUUGGAAGUCAGAAACCAGAUUUUGAUGGUUUAAGUCGUCUAAAAGUUGUACCGAUGAUCUUGUACGAGUCAUUAAGGCUAUAUUCCCCGAUAUCAACACUUUCCCGGAGGAUUUAUGAAGACAUUACGCUAGGAGAACUAUCUCUACCAGCUGGUGUGCUAGUCUUAUUGCCAAUGGUGUUAUUGCAUCAUGAUAAAGAGAUAUGGGGUGAAGAUGCAAACAAGUUCAAUCCAGAGAGAUUUAGAGAAGGAAUAUCAAGUGCAACAAAGGGUCAAGUUACAUAUUUUCCAUUUUCCUGGGGUCCAAGAAUAUGCAUUGGACAAAAUUUUGCCAUGUUAGAAGCAAAAAUGGCUUUGUGUAUGAUCCUACAAAGCUUCUCUUUUGAAUUGUCUCCAUCCUACACACAUGCUCCUCAACCCUCAGUAACCGUUCAGCCUCAAUAUGGUGCACCUCUUAUUUUCCACAAACUAUAAUUUGAUAAGAGUUUAUUCAGAUUCGGUUCAGAAACAGUUUCUCUGCCUCAUAAAGAUAGGGGUUAUGUGUGUGUACUCCCCACCCUCCCCUCACCCCUAUACUGGAUAUGUUGUUGUUCGGACAAACUCGGUAACUCUUGUUUAAACCUUGUAUUUGUUUCAGGAAAUCCAUUAUAUUUAUAUUUCAA